This is a messenger RNA of Magnolia sinica, 1711 nucleotides long. RefSeq names its product UDP-glycosyltransferase 76B1-like. The transcript has 2 exons. Gene Ontology annotation, molecular function: UDP-glycosyltransferase activity. The record is from RefSeq and is a predicted model, not a curated record. Lineage: Eukaryota; Viridiplantae; Streptophyta; Magnoliopsida; Magnoliales; Magnoliaceae. Bases 41 to 1402 code for a protein of 453 amino acids.
GUCCCCCAAAUCCUAAACCAAAAGCAUCUAUCUCAGCUCAAUGGCAAGAGUAGGAGAGAAUCAACUUCCACAAGCCCAUCACUUACUGCUCUUCCCAUGCCCAUUCCAAGGCCACCUCAAUCCCAUGCUUCAACUGGCCACACUCCUACACUCCAAAGGAUUCUCAAUCACCAUAGUUCACACACAAUUCAACUCUCCCAAUCCAUCCAAUUUCUCCAACUUUCAUUUUGAGAUCAUACCUGACGGCUUAUCAGAUGGUCUGCAUCCCAUGGAUAUACUUUCCAUCAUCAACGUAAACUGCGCUGCCCCGUUUCGAGCCGUCCUGGCUCGUAUGCUAUCAGACAACCGGCGUGGCCCAAUCACAUGUGUCAUCACCGAUGAUGUGCUGUCCUUCACUCAGUCCAUUACAGAUUCUUUGAAGGUUCCACGGAUCGUCUUAGUGACUUGCAAUGCUACGAGCUAUGUUACCAUUUCAAGCAUUCCAAUGCUCCAUCAGAAGGGAUACUAUCCAAUCGAAGAUCCAAAUUCAGAAGUCCCAGUGCCUGAAAUCCCACCCCUCAGAGUCAAGGACUUGCCUGUCCCACCUCCGUCCACCGUGGGCACAUUUCUUCAAUUGAUUGUCCGACAGAUCAGUGCCACGAGGGCCUCAUCAGGGCUCAUUUUCAACGCUCUAGACUGCCUUGAACAGACCACACUGUCCAAAAUCCAGCAGGAGUUUCGGAUCCCGGUCUUCCCGAUCGGCCCACUCUACAAGUUUGCAGCAGGGCAUUCUGGUUCCAGCAGCUUGUUAAGUCCAGAUCAUAGUUGCAUGGCAUGGCUGGCCAAACAAGCCCCGAAAUCUGUUAUCUAUGUGAGCUUCGGGAGUAUAGCUGCAAUAGACGGACCGGAUCUCCUCGAGAUGGCCUGGGGCCUGGCCAAUAGUGGGCAGCCUUUCUUGUGGGUGGUCAGGCCUGGAUUCGUUAACGGCUCGGAAUGUGCCGCUGAGCUGCCAGAAGGGUUUGAAGAGGAGACGCGUGAUAGGGGCCUGGUUGUCAAGUGGGCCCCACAACAAGAGGUGUUGUCUCACCCAUCAGUUGGAGGGUUUUGGACACACGGUGGUUGGAAUUCUACGUUGGAGAGCGUAUGUGAGGGGGUACCCAUGCUUUGUUGGCCAUGUUUCAUGGAUCAAGCGGGCAAUGCUAGGUUAGUGAGUCAUGUUUGGAGGGUGGGAAUGACACUAGAGAAUGGACUGGAGAGAUGUGAGAUAGACUGGGCCAUAAGAAGAUUAAUGGUUGGAAAUGAAGGGAAGGAGAUGAGAGAGAGGAUCAAGGAUCUUAAGGAGAACGUGGACCGUUCUAUAAGGAAAGGAGGCUCUUCCCACCAGUCAUUGGAUGCUUUGAUUGAUCUGAUCUCGUCCUUCUAAAUUCUGAUGUAUCAUUAUCUUAAUGGAUAAUAGGGUCUCAAGUUGAGGUGUAGGCUUGUAUACAUGUGAGAUCGUAGACCGGUGAUCUAGGCCGUUGAAAUGAUGGGCCAAAUCAUCAAUCCCGGAUGUCCCCACAAAUAUCCUAGAUUGGUUAGUUAUAGCCGAACAAUCAUCAGCCUGGAAUUGUAUGGUUAAAAAGAAAAUACAACAACUGCUAUUAUGAGUAUCAGAGGUAUGUUCUUUCUCUGCAGCCAUCUGCACGCUACCUUAUCAUGCAGGCAUAUCUUUUCUCUAAUUUAUACAGGUAAU